AUGUAUCUACGACCCAUGGUUGGACAACCCACUGGUACUUCAUUACGAUUUGCAAACUUGGGCGCCGAAGCGGUCAGGAGGUGGACAGACGCCCAUGAUUGCCCUGAUUGCGAGAUAGAAAAAGUCGCAUUGGAAGGCGAUGGAAAGAUUGCCGACAGGGUGGAUAACCUGUGGAAGCUGCUUCUCAACUGGAUUGAGCAGAUCCGCAAUGCAGAUCUGAUCCUGGUAGCAUGCCAUUCGCAGGGCGUUCCAGUGGGAAUCAUGUUGUUGGCAAAGCUGAUCGACCUCGGCAUCAUCACCAAUGCCAAAAUCGGCGUGUGCGCCAUGGGUAAGUUGCCUAUCAACCUUAAUCUUAACUGGGCUUUGAGGGCUCGGCUGACAUGCAUAGCUGGUGUGUCGUUGGGGCCAUUUCCUGACUACAAGUCGAGCAUGGGUAUUCUCAUGGGAGCCGCUAACGAGCUGUGGGAAUUCUCGAACCCAGACAGCGACAUCUCGAAGAGAUAUGAGCACUCACUGAAAGAAGUGCUUCAGUACGGCGCCAGAAUUACAUACAUCGGAAGCAUCGACGAUCAGCUCGUGCCGAUGGAAUCGGCCAUCUACUCCCCCGCAUCCCACCCUUACAUUUACCGCGCUGUUUUCAUUGACGGCCGCAUCCAUGCACCAGACUUCAUCGCCCACCUCGUCGGCUUCGCUCUGAAACUUCGCAAUCUAGGCGUCUCCGACCACGGGCUGCUGAGAGAACUCUCCACGCCGCUCGCGGGCAGCCUUUACUCGGGCGAGGGUCACUCGCGCCUCUACUACGACAACCAGGUCUACGACCUCGCUCUCGCUCAUACCUUGGAAACCUCAGACAUUCGUCCUAACGUGCCCGCCACCGUUACCCACCGUCGCGACGCUAACUCCUCUCUCGCGAACCCAAACCCAUACCAUUUGCCCUGGAUCAUGCGUGGCCUGCUUGAGGAAGAUUUUGUUCGCACUGAGCUUUCAUCCGAGACGGAAGAGCUACUGCAGCAGUUUGACGACUGGAAGCCGGUCACCAAGGCGCUCAAGGACGUCAAGUACCGGCUUGAGGCCAUACGAUCCAAGCUUUAG
Messenger RNA from Colletotrichum spaethianum, 1092 nucleotides. RefSeq lists its product as uncharacterized. The coding region runs from base 1 to 1092 and encodes 363 amino acids. The record is from RefSeq and is a predicted model, not a curated record. NCBI's taxonomy places the organism in Eukaryota, Fungi, Ascomycota, Sordariomycetes, Glomerellales, Glomerellaceae. The transcript is spliced from 2 exons.